Messenger RNA from Ordospora colligata OC4, 393 nucleotides. RefSeq lists its product as uncharacterized. The record is from RefSeq and is a predicted model, not a curated record. The transcript has a single exon. NCBI's taxonomy places the organism in Eukaryota, Fungi, Microsporidia, Ordosporidae. The coding region runs from base 1 to 393 and encodes 130 amino acids.
AUGAUGAUAUAUAGAGUGAUUGAUCUGAUUGUGCGUGAGGAUACAUUUAAGCUGUUUACAAACAGGUCUGGAUCGAGUGUGUUUGAUGCGCUUGAGGAGGCGCCGAGGAUCAAGACUGUAGAAGACUUUGAGAACAGGAUCAGGGGGUACUUCAACAGGAUUUUGCAGAUGGCUUCUGAGGACUCGCUGUAUUUCAAUGAGGCGUGUAGGAUGCUGAAUUUUGCAGAGCGGGUAUUUAAAGAGCUAAGGGAGUUGAAUGAUUUUGUGAUAGAUAGUGGCAUUAAGAAUCCGAUGGAUGAUGUUGUUAGGAUGUAUGAGGAGUCAUUGAAGCGAUUUGUUGAAGAUGUAGAUGCGCCUGUUGUUAGAGAGCAUGUGAAGUUUAUUAUCUCAUGA